Fusarium oxysporum Fo47 is the source of this 3111-nucleotide messenger RNA. RefSeq names its product CHAT domain-containing protein. The record is from RefSeq and is a predicted model, not a curated record. NCBI's taxonomy places the organism in Eukaryota, Fungi, Ascomycota, Sordariomycetes, Hypocreales, Nectriaceae. Bases 1 to 3111 code for a protein of 1036 amino acids. The transcript has 3 exons. Gene Ontology annotation, molecular function: protein binding.
AUGGCUGACAUUGACGAGGCUAUCAAAUAUGUCAAGAAAGCGAUCGGUGCCAAUCCAACAAACGUCGAACAUUUAAAACAGCUGGGAAACCUUCUCAACGACAGAUAUGUCAACACUGGCAUGCUUGUGGAUCUGGAAGCAUCCAUUCUUGCGACGAAGCGAGCUAUCGAUGCGAUAACAAACGACGACGUCGAACUGGCAGACUGCUUAAACACCCUCAGUUACCGGCUCCAAGAUAGAUUCAUGGUGACAGAGAACAACGCAGACCUUGAAGAGGCGAUACAAAUCUCACGAAAGGCGAUCGAGUCAACGAGUUCAGGGAACGCCAAAUACCUGAGCAAUCUCGCCGCAUCGCUGAAGACCAGGUUCUCUGCCACUGGGGACCUAAAGGACAUGGAAGAUGGUAUUGUCCUGGCAAAACAGGCCGUUUCUGUAACGGCAAGCGAUGACCCGGAAUUACCUAAGUGGCUAAAUAAUCUUGGAAAUCACCUCAGCAACAGACACUUAGUUACAGGUUCCUUGAGAGACCUCGAAGAAGCAAUCAACGUGAGCAGACGUGCAACUGCCACAACGUCUGACACAAAUAUGCGAGCUCUCUUUUUGAACAACCUAUCGGCAAAAUUAGAUCUCAAGGCCGAGGUCACUGGUAACUCUCACACAUACGAAGAAGCGAUCGAACUGGCAAAGGAGGCCAUUGCUCUGACGCCGAAAAGCCAUCCAGAUCAGGCGAAGUGGUUAGGUAAUCUCGCAACCCAUCUAAUGGAAAGAUUCGACAGGUCGUGGGACUUAAAAGACUUGCAAGAUGCCAUCAAUGCUGCAAGUAAAGCUGCUGAUCUGACACCGAAUGGACCUACGAAAGCCCUGUAUCUCGACGCGGUCGCAGAUGGCUUGAAUCGAAAGUAUGAUAAGAUGGGUCUAUUGGCAGAUCUCGAAGAAGCCAUUCGAAUGACUGAGAUGGCUCUUGAAAUGCUUCCAAGUCAUCAUUCAAAAAGGCCACAAAUCAUUUCUACCCUUGCGGAUCUUUUCAGCAACAGGUACUUGAGAAAGGAGGUGAUACAAGACCUCGAUAGAGCCAUAGAGCUAUCCAGAGAGGCUGCUGAUGCAAAAUCUGAUAAUCACCCCUACAAAGCGAUAUAUCUCGACAGACUCGCAAUGCAACUGAAUCUCAGAUCCUCAAUAUCUCGCACGGAUCCUCAUCUUUGGAAAGAUUUGGAAGAGUCGAUACAACUGGAGAGAAGAGCGAUUGCCAUCACAGCGAACAACCGCCCGACUUGGUCUUUCAAGAAUAAUCUACAGGCUAUGCUUGUUAUAAAGUACGGCAUGACAAAAGACCAAGCAAUACUCGAUGAGUGUACUCGACUACAAAAAGAAGCGCUUGACGAAGUCCCAGAAGGUCAUCAGUACCGCGCAGAAAUGCUCACCAGCCUGGGCUAUCAUCUUAGAGAUAGCGCAAAGGAAAGCUCAAGUCUUGAAAAAGCCUCUAAGUGUUUUCUCGAGGCGCUGCAAAACACAAAUGCUCCUGCAAUAAGCCGCGUAAGAGCUGGCUCCGCACUACUGCAGUGCUGUCCUGAUAAACAAGAAGCCUACCAGGCGGCGCAAGUCAUCAUGGGCCUUCUGCCUCAACUGAUAACGAGAUCACAUGAGACCUCGGAUAAACAACAUGCUGCGGGCUCGAGAGCUGGUAUGACGUGUAGUGCAGCUGCCGCAGUUUUGCAAGCAGACAGGCCGGUCUUAGAGGCGUUGCAGGUACUUGAGCUUGGGCGCGGUGUGCUCGCAAAGUAUAGUGAGGAGAUGUUGCUGGGUCCUUUGCAGUUGGGUCAGCUUUCACCUGAACAAGCGGAGGCUUACGUUCACCUUCGCGACGAAUUGAAGUUUUCGAAUACUCCAAGCCAAGGAAAGUCUUUCCUGGGUCAUGUUGCUCAGCUCAACAAGCGUUACGACAUGGCAACAGAGCUAGAGGAAUUGAUCGUUGAGAUCCGAAAGCUACCUGGGUUCGAAGACCUCUGGACCGCCCCGACAGAGGCAGAAACACUUGAGGCUGCUGAGCGCGGUCCAAUCGUCGUCAUCAAUGUCAGUCGUGCUCGAUGCGAUGCGCUCCUCAUCGAGAAACAUCAAAUGCGAUCUUUGGCCCUUCCCAAUAUUACAAAUGACCUCUAUCAAUUUGCUCGUACCGGCGACUUUGGUAGCUCAAAGGUUCUAGAAUGGAUGUGGGAUAAUAUCACCCAGCCAGUAUUGGAUGCUCUUGGUUAUUCUCAAGCUCCUGAAGAGGAUGCAUGGCCUCAUGUUUGGUGGAUACCUACGGCCUUGUUGACUCUUUUCCCGCUACACGCUGCAGGAUAUCACCGCAACGAGUCUUAUGAAACUGCCCUUGAUAGAGUAGUCUCUUCUUACGCCUCUUCUAUCAGGGCCAUCAUACGUGGUCGCCAGAAAGACCUUUCAUCAUCGUUCUCUACCACAGCUGUACCGAGAGCGUUGCUUGUAGGCAUGCAACAAACUCCAGAAAGUGGAACUUUGCCCUUUGCAAACAAGGAAAUAGACAUUGUACAGAAGCUAUGUCAAUCAGCCGGCCUAGAGACCGUUCGGUCGAGACCACGAAAAGAAGAGGUAUCCGAGCAUCUAUUAGACUGCAAAAUAUUCCACUUUGCAGGCCAUGGCUACACCGAUGAAAACGACCCUUCCAACAGCCAUCUACGCUUAGAAGACUGGAAAGACGACCCGUUUUGCGUUGCUGACCUACAGCGAAUGAAUCUUCGCGAGCACGCGCCGUUUCUCGCAUAUCUCUCUGCCUGUGGUACCGGACAGAUGAAACGGUAUAACCUGGUCGACGAGAGUAUCCAUUUGAUCAGCGCAUACCAACUAGCUGGCUUUCGUCACGUCAUCGCUAAAACUACGUAUGAGAGCAUGAGGGGCUCAGGCCUGAGUGAUGAAGGUGUGAGUUGGGGGUUGCAUCGGGCUUCUAGGGAGUUGCGUGAUAACUGGGUCAAGGAGCAGAAACAGGGGAGAAGCUCGUUGACAAGGGGAGGCACAUUCAUGAGGAAUCGCAACGGUAAUGUUGUGACGGAGGAGAAAUAUUUCAAGGAUGAGGAUGGGAGGGAUAUCCCUCUUGUCUGA